Messenger RNA from Tarenaya hassleriana, 2315 nucleotides. Its product is annotated as 15-cis-phytoene desaturase, chloroplastic/chromoplastic. The record is from RefSeq and is a predicted model, not a curated record. The coding region runs from base 360 to 2048 and encodes 562 amino acids. The transcript has 15 exons. Gene Ontology annotation, molecular function: phytoene dehydrogenase activity. Gene Ontology annotation, cellular component: chloroplast thylakoid. Gene Ontology annotation, biological process: carotenoid biosynthetic process. NCBI's taxonomy places the organism in Eukaryota, Viridiplantae, Streptophyta, Magnoliopsida, Brassicales, Cleomaceae.
ACGUUCAAUUUUGUUAUCGACUUCUUCGCCCACUAACCCCUCUUUAUCUAUUCAUCUUCUUCUGCUUCUUCUCCAUUGAUCAAUCUGCCAUCUCUCUCUCAACAUACUUUUUCACUGUUUUUUUUGUAAAGGUUGAGAGAAUACAUACAUACCCUUUUACUUUCUUCCUCCGCCGAUUUCUGGGUUCUGGGUUCUGGGUUUUUCUACUUCGCUGGAAAAUUCUAAAGCUUUCGUCUUUGAUUGAGCUUUCAUUAGCUGUUGAUUGUGAACCAUUCACGUGUAUUAGGCAUUGGGUGGAAGUUGUGAGAAAUUGUUACUGAAUCAUUCUUUGGAGCGGUAUAAUUUGAGAACUGCGUAAAAUGGUUGUAUUUGGGAGUGUUUCUGCGACAAAUGUUGCGUGCCAAAACAGGUUGGUUGAGGGGCUAACAUCUGGUGCUUGUGAGCUAAUGGGGCAUAGUUUUAGAUUUCCUUCUUCUCAAGCCCUCAAGAUAAGAACAAGGAGAAGUGCUGGUCGUUUGCAGGUAGUUUGUGUUGAUUAUCCAAGACCAGAGCUUGAGAACACUGUAAAUUUCUUGGAAGCAGCAACCUUAUCUUCAUCUUUUCGUAGUGCUCCUCGGCCUGAAAAACCUUUGAAAGUUGUCAUUGCUGGUGCAGGAUUGGCGGGAUUGUCUACUGCAAAGUACUUGGCUGAUGCAGGCCACAAACCUUUGUUGCUUGAAGCAAGAGAUGUUCUUGGUGGGAAGGUAGCUGCAUGGCAAGAUGAAGAUGGAGACUGGUAUGAGACAGGAUUACAUAUAUUCUUUGGUGCCUAUCCAAAUGUGCAGAACUUGUUUGGAGAACUCGGAAUCAAUGAUCGGUUACAGUGGAAGGAGCAUUCCAUGAUAUUUGCUAUGCCAAAUAAACCCGGAGAAUUUAGUAGAUUUGAUUUCCCUGAAGUCCUACCAGCACCCUUAAACGGUAUAUGGGCCAUUUUAAGAAACAAUGAAAUGUUAACGUGGCCGGAGAAAGUGAAGUUUGCUAUUGGACUUCUACCGGCUAUGGUUGGUGGGCAGGCUUAUGUUGAGGCUCAAGAUGGUCUAUCAGUUAAAGAAUGGAUGGAAAAACAGGGCGUACCCGAGCGUGUGACUGAUGAAGUAUUCAUUGCAAUGUCAAAGGCAUUAAACUUUAUAAAUCCCGAAGAACUAUCAAUGCAAUGCAUAUUGAUAGCCUUGAACAGGUUUCUUCAAGAAAAACACGGUUCCAAGAUGGCAUUUUUGGAUGGUAACCCCCCGGAGAGGCUCUGCAUGCCCAUUGUGGAUCACAUUCGGUCAUUAGGUGGGGAAGUACGACUAAAUUCUAGAAUAAAGAAAAUCGAGCUCAAUAAAGACAGGACAGUUAAGAGUUUUGUACUCAGUGAUGGAGCCAAUAUCGAAGGUGACGCCUACGUGUUUGCAACUCCAGUUGAUAUCCUGAAGCUCCUUUUGCCGGAUACCUGGAAAGAAUUAUCAUACUUCAGGGGGUUGGAGAAGUUAGUUGGAGUUCCGGUUAUUAAUGUUCAUAUAUGGUUUGACAGAAAACUGAAGAACACAUAUGAUCACCUACUUUUUAGCAGAAGUGCCCUCUUGAGUGUAUACGCUGAUAUGUCGUUAGCUUGUAAGGAAUAUUACGAUCCCAACCGGUCGAUGCUGGAAUUGGUUUUUGCUCCGGCGGCAGAAUGGAUCUCGCGCAGCGACUCUGAUAUCAUUGAAGCAACGAUGAAGGAACUCGAAAGGCUCUUCCCUGAUGAGAUUACAGCUGACCAGAGCAAAGCCAAAAUCUUGAAAUACAAAGUCGUUAAAACUCCGAGGUCCGUGUACAAGACAGUACCGAACUGCGAACCUUGUAGGCCUUUACAAAGAUCUCCUAUACAAGGAUUCUACUUGGCCGGAGACUACACUAAACAGAAGUACUUGGCGUCAAUGGAAGGUGCCGUCCUCUCUGGGAAGUUCUGUGCUCAGUCUAUAGUUCAGGAUUGCGAGCUUUUGGCUGCUUCCGGGCCAAGGAAGUUGACAGAGGCAACUGUUUUGUGAAGUCCUUUUUACUGCUUGUUGAAGAAUCUGAUCAAACUUGUGUGUAGAUCUCUUGCAAAGGAAAUGUAUGUAUCCAUUUUUCCUUGUUCUAUAAAAUAAUAACAUAUCAUAUCACAUACACAUACAUGUUACACAUAUACGCACAUAUAUACAUGUGUGUAUCUACAUCUGUAUAAGCAUGUGCAUAAACGUGUAUGGAUGUGUAUAUGUAUACAUGCAUUUUUUCUGUGUUCUUUUAUGAUGAGAUUUUUUGUUGGUGCAACGCUA